CGAAUGUCAGAACUGAACUGUUGAUUGUCAUUGCUGAGACACCUCUGUGUUCCUCCCAGGUAACAGAUUUUGGUUUUGCAAAGCGAGUGAAGGGCCGGACCUGGACYCUGUGUGGCACUCCGGAGUACCUGGCCCCCGAAAUCAUCCUUAGCAAAGGUUAUAAUAAGGCGGUGGACUGGUGGGCUCUGGGCGUGCUGAUUUAUGAGAUGGCUGCUGGCUAUCCUCCCUUCUUCGCUGACCAGCCCAUUCAGAUCUAUGAGAAGAUUGUAUCAGGGAAGGUGCGKUUUCCCUCCCACUUCAGCUCGGACCUGAAGGACCUGCUGAGGAACCUGCUCCAGGUGGACCUGACCAAGCGCUUCGGCAACCUGCGCAACGGAGUCAACGACAUCAAGGGCCACAAGUGGUUCGCCACCACUGACUGGAUUGCCAUUUACCAGAGGAAGGUGGAGGCACCGUUUAUUCCCAAGUGCAAAGGCCCCGGUGACACCAGCAACUUUGACGACUAUGAGGAAGAGGAAAUCCGAGUCUCCUUCACAGAGAAAUGUGGCAAGGAGUUUGCCGAGUUCUAGGCCCAACCAGGAGUAGCGGAAAGAGCCAGGGAUGUAGAGAGAAAAGGCGGGAACAGAAGGAAAUGGGAGGAGAGGUGAUAAGCUGGACUGCUAACUUGCAUUUUGUAAUUACGACAUCAACAAUGUAACAACCCCACCCCCCAAAUGAAGAGCGAGGGGGAAAAGAACGAGAGAAAAGACCUGAAAGAGCCAGCAGUGUUGCCUUUUCUGAUUGUUUCUCACCUUGUUACUUAUCCAUGUCCUGUUUUCCCUCUUGUGUUUGUGGCAAGGGUAGAAGGGGCAGGGGCUAACCACCUCUCUUCAGUUGGUUUGUAUCUUGGCAGAGGUGUAGCGACACAUUUUGAGUCAUUGCAGGCAGGUUGAGGCAUCGCUGUUCUGGUACUGAAUCUAGGCUCCUCCUGAGUGGGUCCUCUCUACAAGCUUCUCAAUGAAUGAGGGCAUCUCAUUGUUGUUUUGUAAUUGUCAACCCACUCCUAUCUUGUUACCCCAAUCUCCCCCCUCUGUCUCUCCAUCCUGACUCUGUCCAAGCAAUACCAAGUCCAACAGACGUGCCUAUCAUAAUGCCAACUGGUUGCAAAACCGUGUCGAAAGCAUUGGUGCAGAGCUUUGGCUAUUGGUGGCAUCAGCCCUUGUGCCCUUUCUAGUUGAAAGCUUGACACUCUCUGCACACGCCUUCUGUCCGCUCGUUGUGGCAUGAUUAUUGGUUUCAGAGGAUUCUCUCAUCGCUUGCAGUUCAAGCAGUGCUGACCACUUUUUGAUCAGAGAAACAAUGAUUUAUCUCUUUUCAUUUAGGUCUUACUACCUUUUUUUUCGGGACCUGUGAAAUUGUGUACAUGAGCAUUUCUAAUGUUAAUUAAGUCUGUCUUUUCCUCUUCAACUGAAUUUAUUAGAGCAUUUUAAAACCCUUUGAGGAUCAUUGUGUCCUCAAGUCAAUCUGUGCUUGUGUGUUAGUAUUGAAGGGUGGGUUAAAAAGCAGUGACUAACAUAAUGAUCACACACUCUUCUCUGACUAGUGUUUAUUUAACUCAUAGCACAUUUAUACAUGUAUGUUGAUAUAUUAUAGAAAAACGUGAAUAUUCAUCUUUUUUCCAAAAUUCUCUUAGCUGUGAAACCGAAAUGAAGAUUUCAGAAAUAAACAAACAAGUAUGAAUUCUGCCAAAUUCGCAAAAGUAAGGACAUUGCUUACGCAGACAUGUUUGUCAGUUAACUAUGAAGGUGGUGGUUUUUAAUGCGCAGGAAAAAGUAGCAAAAUGAUGCAUGUUAUUUUUGUACAAUAUCACUUUUAAAAGAAAAGAUGUGAAAGGAUGUAAAGCUCUGGUCGUGGUGAGGUAUCUGAAAUUGUUCAAACUGACUCUCACCUGCCCCUUUUGUAGGAUGGAUCAAGGCCUGCUUUUUAUCUGCCAGAAAUCAUGUUGUCAUUUCGUUCAGUUAGAUGUGAACGGUUAAUGCUGAUUUAAUCAUGUUAAUUCACCAGCUCUGUUCAACCUGCUGCUGGCCUGUUUACUCCUACAUCCCCUGAAAUCAUCAUCUUCAAAUGGACACUCACAAUGUAUGACUGUUGGAAGUCAGGAUGUACAUUUGUCAAAUUAUUUUCCUUUUCAUGAGAAAUUUAUAACAAUCUGAUUUAUGGAUUUUGAAAAGCUAUCCUGUAAUUAUUUUAUUUGCAAUGUCAUAUUUUUGGAUGCAAGACAAUCGCAGCCCAAAUCUCACCAAUGGCUGGUUUGUAGACAGGUGUGAUGACGCAACACAUUGACAUGGUUUAGUUGAUUUUCAACAAGGUUUUGUUUUCCCACAAGCUUUUAUUUAGGGUAAUAAGGUUAUAUUAAUUUCCUAUGUAAACACAAAAUGUUGUGAUUCGGACCCCCACUAGCCUUCAUUAGGCACCACACCUUGUGCACCUCUUGCAAAUGCAUUUCUUGUGUUUAAUAAUAUACAGUAUUUAUCCUUCAAUCAGUUUUGUCAUUAAGUCUAUUGUAGUAUGGCUUAUUUCUACCGAAUGUUCACAAUCAAAUUUUUGAAAAUGAUUCUUUGGCAGUCCUAGAGGUUGCAUCUGAAUGUCUGGUAAGAAGGCUACUUUACAGAAGAAAAUAAACGUAUCGAGUGGAGAUACAGACUUCCAAACUUGUGCUCUAUGAAGAGAUGUUAUGUAUUUUAAAUCACGGUUCUUGCAUGUGACGAAAAACAAAUGCAAGAUGUCCAAGACCUAUGACAUGUUUUAAUGACUGAGAUUUGCAUCCAUUCAUAUACCACAACCAACUGAUACUUUCAUUGUUUUGCAUCCCUCUGGUCUUUCUAAGCAUCAUUAGUAGUAAGGGAGGGUCAGUGCCAGCUACAGGUAUUCAGUCACCUCCACUGCCUUGCUAGGACCCUUUGAAGCACACCUCACUUCUCGAAUCAUGUCUAUAUUUAAAAUGUUUUUUUUUUUAAAGAAAUGUGAUAAUGAAAGCCUAAGUUGUGACUAAAGUUGGUCAAUUGGUGUUCAGAAUUUUUUUUUUUUAACAUUUUGGUCCUGCAAACAUUUAAGGUUUUGUGCUGGAAAAGUCACUCAGUAAUUAGAGGCGGGAUAAGCUCCAUGAACCACUGAUGUGACAGCUUUUAAAAAUGUAAUUUGGCUUUCCUGACCCAUGACCUCAUGUCUAUGAAAUGUUUGUUCCUGUUUCUACUGACCGCCUCCCACUCCCCCGGCAUCAUUAUAACCCUAUCAUCAGCUUUUCUGUGUUCAUCUUUUCACUCUGUUUGAUUGCCUUUGUUAGCAUUCUAGUUUUACAUACUCUUCAUAUUGAACGUCUCCAUUUUUUUACAUCAUGGAGAAAACGUUGCUUUAAUUUUCAUAUUUUCUAAGUGUAUUUUCAACAAACAUUUGAAUCUUUUUCCUUCCCGAUUUGGGUACGGUGAUGGUGUAGUCUAUUGUAAAAUAGACUACCGGGAAACAAUACUAUAUAUCUGCCUUUGACAGUCUUAUCUUACCUUCUGGAGAACUUGACGGAUACCCUUAGGACACAACGAGUAUGUUUAAAAAA
Molecule: messenger RNA, 3589 nt
Organism: Salvelinus sp. IW2-2015
Lineage: Eukaryota; Metazoa; Chordata; Actinopteri; Salmoniformes; Salmonidae
Product: cAMP-dependent protein kinase catalytic subunit alpha
Biological process (GO): protein phosphorylation
Cellular component (GO): nucleus
Molecular function (GO): protein kinase A regulatory subunit binding; ATP binding; protein serine/threonine kinase activity
Source: RefSeq, a predicted model, not a curated record